CGCAUCGCCACGCAGGUUCUCUCCACCAAACCUUAACCUCCCCUUCCAGAAACCCUCCAAGAGGCAGCUCAAAGGAAUAGUGAGCCGCCCCGCCGCUCCUCAGCCAUCCUCUCCAUCUCGGUGUCACACACUCCGCAUACGCACCUACGAGAGUCGAGUGACAGCGAGCGAGCGAGCGAGCGAAGCCAUGGCUCUCCGCACCCUGGCAUCGAAGAACGCCCUAUCCUUCGCGCUCGGCGGCGCGGCCCGGCCGUCGGCGGCGUCCGCGAGGGGGGUGACGACGGUCGCGCUCCCCGACCUCUCCUACGACUUCGGCGCGCUGGAGCCGGCCAUCUCGGGGGAGAUCAUGCGCCUGCACCACCAGAAGCACCACGCCACCUACGUCGCCAACUACAACAAGGCGCUGGAGCAGCUCGACGCUGCCGUCGCCAAGGGCGACGCCUCCGCUGUCGUCCAGCUCCAGGGCGCCAUCAAGUUCAACGGCGGCGGUCAUGUGAACCAUUCAAUCUUUUGGAAGAACCUCAAGCCUAUUAGCGAAGGUGGUGGGGAGCCGCCACAUGGGAAACUUGGCUGGGCCAUCGAUGAGGAUUUUGGUUCAUUUGAGGCACUUGUAAAGAGGAUGAAUGCAGAAGGCGCUGCUUUACAAGGAUCUGGAUGGGUGUGGUUAGCUUUGGAUAAAGAGGCAAAAAAGCUUUCAGUUGAAACUACAGCUAAUCAGGAUCCUCUGGUGACUAAAGGUGCAAGCUUGGUUCCGCUGUUGGGGAUUGAUGUCUGGGAGCAUGCGUACUACCUGCAGUACAAGAAUGUUAGGCCGGAUUACCUGAACAACAUCUGGAAGGUGAUGAACUGGAAAUAUGCUGGAGAGGUGUACGAAAAUGUUCUUGCUUGAAUUGUCUUAAUGGACAAUACUCAUCUGCGCGGGUUUGUUUUCGGCUGUUUGACCAUGUGAAAUAAAGAUGGACUUGUGUACCUGCUGGACCAAGUGUACAUUUCGCUAAGAUAGACUAACGCACAAUGGCCUGCCGAUUUUGUCCAUCCUGUAUUCCUGCUUGCGUGCCACUCCACUUUCUGCUGCUCGUAGUGGCAGGCACAUAGUAUGUGCUUAACGUUAGACUACGGCACGGCCCUUUCAGAGUUCGAGCAUGGUGAUGCCCAAAAGAACCAUUUCUACUCUUGUCUCCAUUAAUAAAAUCUGCCGAGGUGCCGAUGUUUGCUUG
Molecule: messenger RNA, 1217 nt
Organism: Zea mays
Lineage: Eukaryota; Viridiplantae; Streptophyta; Magnoliopsida; Poales; Poaceae
Product: superoxide dismutase [Mn] 3.4, mitochondrial
Exons: 6
Coding region: 188-889 (233 amino acids)
Biological process (GO): superoxide metabolic process
Cellular component (GO): mitochondrion
Molecular function (GO): manganese ion binding; superoxide dismutase activity
Source: RefSeq, marked provisional